CCUAAAACAGAAGUGUUGCCUGUUACAUUCUUUAGAUACCAAAAUUGUGAAGCAUAUGGGCAAAUUUAAAUAUCUAGACAGUGUAGGUAAGAAUUACCCUAAUCACUUUCCAUAGAAGCACCCAUCCAUAAAAAAUCCAUUGCAAGAGCUACUUCCCUGGUCAAACACGAAAUCAGGAAUUGAAGAUAGCAGCAGCAAGAAAUGAACAAGAAACAAGAAAACAAUCAAAACCCUUUAAUCCAAUGGGCAAAUCACAUCCUUCCCUAUCUAACACCACAAGAACUGUCAAACACCUCCUUAACAUGCAAAUCCCUUUUGCAGAUCUCCAAAACAAUCACUCUAAACCGGUCUCUAGACGCUUCCCAAUCUUUCGAAAACAACAAUCGAAUUCCAUUUCACAAUCCACUGGGUAACAUCCCGUACGCCUAUUUCCUCUACACUCAAUCUCACCUUCUCCCUUCCCAAUCUCCUAAACGUCAAUCUUGGGGUGGUGCCACGUGUGUUUCCUCCUCGCAAGGUGAUGGUGAUGGCAUAUUUAAGUGUGACUGUGACUGUGAAGGGUGUGAACAGGAAGAUGAUGCAAGUGGGGUUGAUUUUGUUUUGGGAUUGGAGGAGAUGGAAAUGGGGAUAAUGAGCGAGUGUGGAGCGACUUGUGAGUGUGGGUUAAAGUGUAGGAAUCGGUUGACCCAGAGAGGGGUUUCGGUUAAGCUGAAGAUUGUUAGAGACUUGAGAAAAGGUUGGGGCUUGUUUGCCGAUCAGUUUAUUUGUCAAGGCCAAUUCGUAUGCGAGUAUGCGGGUGAACUCUUGACGACCAAAGAAGCUAGAAGCCGACAAAAGAUUUAUGAUGAGCUGACAUCGACUGGCUGGUUUUCUUCUGCUCUUUUGGUUGUGAGAGAGCAUCUUCCAUCAGGGAAGGCUUGUUUGAGGGUGAACAUUGAUGCCACAAGAAUUGGAAAUGUUGCACGAUUCAUUAACCAUUCUUGUGAUGGUGGUAAUCUAUCAACAAUGCUAGUUAGAAGCACAGGAGCUCUGUUACCUCGCCUUUGUUUCUUUGCUUCUAGAGAUAUAAAAGAAGGGGAAGAGCUCACAUUUAGCUACGGGGAGAUCAGGCUGCGGUCCAAGGGCUUGCGAUGUUUCUGUGGCAGCUCUUGCUGUUUCGGAACGUUACCAUCAGAACAUACUUAAUCCAAGAAAACAACAUAUGGUUUUGGCUUUCGAGUAGAAAAAUAUGACAUUUCUUCAGUUGAAGUAUUGAAAAGUCUUAGCCUUUUUAAGGUUAAUUCCUGCCCUGUUUGCACACUUUGCCGUCUGAUGGGCAGAUCGCUUCCAUAUGUCAAUGCCAUAAUUGCUUGGCUUGCGAAUUAUGUGUUAUUUCAGUCAAAUCUCAAGUGCAAUUGUAGAAAUUGGAAAUAUGCAUGUAUAUCCGCAAGCAGGGUAAUAUGUGUCUUGUUUUCUCCUAUCAAAUAUGUAUGUAUAUCCAAAUUUAGAAAAAAAGUGCAAGAGGAUGAAUUGCAUUUGAAAUUC
Messenger RNA from Ricinus communis (castor bean), 1524 nucleotides. Its product is annotated as histone-lysine N-methyltransferase SUVR3. The record is from RefSeq and is a predicted model, not a curated record. Gene Ontology annotation, molecular function: protein binding. Bases 202 to 1185 code for a protein of 327 amino acids. Lineage: Eukaryota; Viridiplantae; Streptophyta; Magnoliopsida; Malpighiales; Euphorbiaceae. The transcript is spliced from 2 exons.